Messenger RNA from Lynx canadensis (Canada lynx), 3256 nucleotides. Its product is annotated as zinc finger protein 75A. The annotation marks the transcript as partial. The record is from RefSeq and is a predicted model, not a curated record. Lineage: Eukaryota; Metazoa; Chordata; Mammalia; Carnivora; Felidae. Gene Ontology annotation, biological process: regulation of DNA-templated transcription. The transcript is spliced from 2 exons.
UUCACAGCAUUGUUUGUGCUCCCCAAACCUAAGGUGAUCUCGUAUCUAGAGCAAGGGGAAGAGCCAUGGGUUCAAGGGUCCACGGAGCUCAAGGACAGUCCUGGAGAGCUGCCUACAGGAAUAAAGCACAAAAGUGACACUGAAAACCAUCAGCCUAUACGUGUUUCUGAUUUAGAAAUACAAGCACCAGGAGACAUAGUAUCAAAAAAGGCCCGAGCAAAAGCUCCCCAGAAAACAACAGGCAAAGAAAACCAUGGUGAUACACACAGGAUAGGGAAGUGGCAUCGAGAUUUUCCUGUGAAGAAAAAAAAGAAACUUUCAAGCUGGAAACAAGAGUUGCUGAAACUUAUGGAUCUUCACAAGAAAGCCCGUGCUGGAGAGAAGCCAUUUAAGUGCCAAGAAUGUGGGAAAAGCUUCAGAGUUAGCUCUGACCUUAUUAAGCACCAAAGAAUUCACACUGAAGAGAAACCGUAUAAAUGUCAACAGUGUGAUAAGAGGUUUAGAUGGAGUUCAGAUCUUAAUAAGCACUUAACAACACAUCAAGGAAUAAAACCAUACAAAUGCUCCUGGUGUGGGAAAAGCUUCAGUCAAAAUACAAAUCUACACACACACCAAAGAACUCACACUGGAGAGAAGCCCUUUACAUGUCAUGAAUGUGGAAAAAAAUUUAGUCAGAACUCCCACCUUAUUAAGCAUCGGAGAACCCACACAGGUGAGCAGCCAUACACUUGCAGCACCUGCAGGAGAAACUUCAGCAGGCGGUCAAGCCUCCUUAGACACCAGAAACUUCACCGCUGACCGGAAGUUCAUCUUGUGUCCUCAGCAUGAAGAAAUUCACCAAGUAGAGGUUGACCUUGACAUUUAUGAAAAAAUACAAAAUUGUGAAGCACGAGUAAUUCUUCAUUGGUGGAAAAAUUGAUAAAAACAUAUUUCACAGAAAGGAAUCAAGGUUGACUCUGCAGGGAUCUCUAUAAGUAGUUUUGUACUACUUACAUUUUUACACAUGAUCUUCUGGGAAUUCCUUAGUAAGAAAGGUAUUGAAAAAAACAUUCUCAGUUAGGGAAACAUUUUGCAAUAGUAUCUGGCAAAGUAACAAAGCCAGCUUUAAUUAGCAGAUGCGCCCAUGACUCCGUCUUCUGUGAUCGCAGAGGGUAAAUUCUAUUGAUUUUGCAUUGAAUUCCCAGUCACUUUUAAACACAUAUAACAGAAACAUUUAUAGCACGGUCUCCCAAAAGAAAAAGCAAUAACCUGCUUAUUUAAUUGCCUUCAGUUGCCUUCAAGGUAGUUGACUUAACAAUUUUAAGUCCCGUUUGGGGAAAAAUGAGUUCUGUUGUCAAGUUUUUCAAGAACUAAAUUGGAUUUUCUUCCUUUCCCUUGUCAUUGGACACUGUUCCCAAAGUUGGACAUCACUUGAGUUCCUUCCUGAACAUUUUAGCAACUUUAGCUCUUGAAUCCUUUUAGCGCCAGUUUUACUGUGAUGAAAUGCUAUUUACUUCACCACUAGUGAAUCUGCCAGGUAAAUUAAUAAUGCACUAUCUUAUACCUCAUUGGUGGUGUUUGAAAAAAAGAUAAACAUCUCUAAUGAGAUCAUAUGAAAACGGGUUGGAAUGUUUAGCCAUGGAUUGUGUAUGACAUGUAAAGAUAUUUCUGCAGUAAAAUAAACUAGUCCUUUUCUUAUAAUCUCAGUAUGAUGAAGCAUAAAAAUUAGCACUUUCUUGAAGCCUAAAGAAAAUUAAUGAAAGUUCGGGAUGAACUUCUCAGGUUUUUUUAAUUUACUCUGUACUUUGACUUUUGUUUUUAAGAACAAACUAGAACUAGAAUGUGUGCUGCAGGCAGGAUGUGGUUCCCUGGGUAUGGCGGAAGAUAGGGUUCCCAAGAGAAAACGUUUGGGAACUGAUGCUGACUGGUGGGUAAGAAUGGGUGAAUCCACAUCCACGUUGGAUGGAUGUCUUAAACUGUAAACUGUUACUAAGCAGGUAGGGUAUAUAUGUCUCUGUUUUGUGCACAGCAUGUAACAACAGCCUUGGGUGAUACAUGAUAGACGGCUGAAAAUCUCUGUAGGCUGUGGAUCUUCUUAGAGCUCUUAUCUACAAUAACUCUCAUGUAUUCCCAUUAGAGCUUUUAGGUGGUGUCAGGAAAGAGGUUAAAUGAUUUCUUCUAAAUACCUUAUAAAUAAGGAAGUUCAGGUUCAGAUACCCUAUGGCUAGUGAGUCUGUUGGUUGUCACUUGGUUGCAUGAGUCAGGCCUGAAGGUAGGAUUUGCAGGAUGGACGUGUGUGUUAUCCCUCCAGGGCCAGACUGGAUGAUGUGUUGUGUCUUUUUCUAGCUUAUAAGACAUUCCUGUGGCUUGAUUCGUUACUGAAACACUUAAGUCUCCAUGUCCUCUGUGAAAGAGAGAAAACUGUGUUUCAACUCAGGGUUAUUCUGGGGACUAGAGGGGCUGGUGAAGGAAAAGCACCCCACAGCUUGGCCAGUAGUAGAUGCUCACCGUGCGUUUCUUUCCCUUUCCCCUGCUCCCCGUGAUAUGCUGGGCAGACUACGCUUAGGAAGCAGGUGCAUUUAUGGCUAUUGGCAACUCCUUUGAGGAGCUGAGCGCUGCUGGUGGUGAUAGUGCUUAGCUGAUUUGGUCUUUGACUCCAGUGCUUUAUGGUUUAAGUCUCAUGAUGGUCUAGCGCCCUCAAGGAGACUUUAUUUUCUUCAAGAUGAUUCAAAUAUGAUUUCGUAAGCACAGCCAGCUCUGAAGCUCCCAUCUGCAUAGCUGUUACCCAACGCCCUCAUCCCUCGACUACUGGUGCUGUGUCCUCCCGGGAUACAUGUGGACAUCUUCCUGGUGCUACAUUCAUUCACUUUGAUGGGGAUCUCUUGUGGGCCCAGGCACCGUUCUAGACUGAGAAGAUAGUAGUGAACAAAAGAGCUGGAAAUCCACUCUCACGGGACUCGUAUUCUAGUGAAGAGUAGAGAGAGUGGUUGUGGUUUUCUGCUACUUGAAGUUAGGGUCACGAGGUAGUUUUGGGUAAUGGGUUGUGAGCAGAAGCCUCACUUGUGGGCUGAAGCCUUUCGUUGUUGGUGCAAGACUCGGUAGUGCUCUUCUGCGUCAAUCAUGGAAGCCCACACAGGAAGGGGCCACAGGGUCAAAGUAGUCUGGAAUGCUGAGGGCCCUGCCCCCUGGCCCCUUGGUGAGGAGCUGUUCGGGAGCAUGUCCCAGACCUGUGAUGGACUUUAUGGGAAUGAGAAAUAAACUUUGGUUAAACCACUGA